GUGCGCAACUGGGGCAGUCGGGAGGUAGGCGCGGGGCAGUCGGCUAAGGUGGCUGCGGUGGGAUGAUUGACUGUCGGCGGCGGGAGUAGCUCAAUGUGCUUCUCCAGUUCCUACCCUUCCUCAAGUGGGGAACUCAGGACUUCGGAUGGUCAGGCCCCAGGAUACUGUGGCAUAUGAGGACCUGUGUGUGGACUAUACUCAGAAGAAAUGGAAAUGUCCUGCACUCAGUCAGAGAGCCCUGCAGUGGAACAUGAUACCGGAAAAUGACCAUAGCAUGGCCUCCUUGGGUAGGAACAUGAUGGAGAGUUCGGAGUUGAUUCCGAAGCAGGAAAUUUUUAAAGGAUCAGAGUCAUCUAAUAGCACAUCAGGGGGACUCUUUGGGGUGGUUCCUGGGGCAGCAGAGAUUGGAGAUGUUUGUGAAGAUACCUUCAAGGAGUUAGAAGGACAUACCACAAAUGAAGAAGGGAGCAGACUAGAAAGUGAUUUCUUGGAAAUAACAGAUGAAGAUAAGAAAAAAUGCACAAAAGACAGAUAUGAGGAAUAUAAGGAAGUUGGGGAACAUCCACAUCUGUCUUCCAGUCCUGCUGAACAUGAAGGAGUUUUAAAGGGACAGAAAUCCUAUCGAUGUGAUGAAUGUGGCAAAGCUUUUUGUUGGAGUUCUCACCUUAUUGGCCAUCAGAGAAUCCACACUGGAGAGAAACCCUAUGAGUGUAAUGAGUGUGGGAAGACCUUCAGGCAAACCUCCCAGCUCAUUGUUCAUCUCAGAACCCACACAGGGGAAAAACCCUAUGAAUGCAGUGAGUGUGGAAAGGCGUAUAGGCACAGCUCCCAUCUCAUUCAACAUCAGAGACUUCAUAAUGGGGAGAAACCCUAUAAAUGUAAUGAAUGUGCAAAAGCUUUUAAUCAGAGCUCCAAACUCUUCGACCACCAGAGAACCCACACUGGGGAGAAACCUUAUGAAUGUAAGGAGUGUGGGGCAGCCUUUAGUCGCAGUAAAAAUCUUGUUCGACAUCAGGUUCUGCACACUGGUAAGAAACCUUAUAAGUGUGAUGAAUGUGGGAGAGCUUUCUGUUCCAAUAGAAAUCUCAUUGACCAUCAGAGAACCCACACUGGGGAGAAGCCUUAUAAAUGUAAUGAAUGUAGCAAAGCCUUCAGUCGGAGUAAAUGUCUUAUUCGACAUCAGAGCCUCCACACUGGGGAAAAGCCAUACAAAUGUAGUGAAUGUGGGAAAGCCUUCAAUCAGAUCUCUCAACUCGUUGAGCAUGAGCGAAUUCAUACUGGAGAAAAACCUUUUGAAUGUAGCGAGUGUGGUAAGGCAUUCGGUCUGAGUAAAUGUCUUAUUCGGCACCAGAGACUUCACACAGGUGAGAAGCCCUAUAAAUGCAAUGAGUGUGGAAAAUCCUUCAAUCAAAACUCAUACCUCAUUAUACACCAGAGAGUUCACACUGGUGAGAAACCCUAUGAAUGUCAUGAGUGUGGGAAGGGCUUCAGUUAUAAUUCUAGUCUUAUGGUACAUCAGAGAACCCAUACUGGGGAAAAACCCUAUAAAUGCAAUAGUUGUGAGAAAGCCUUUAGUGACAGCUCACAGCUUACUGUGCACCAGAGAGUCCACACUGGAGAGAAACCUUAUGAAUGUAUUGAGUGUGGGAAAGCCUUUAGUCAGCGUUCCACUUUUAAUCACCACCAGCGAACUCACACUAGAGAGAAGCCCUCAGGUCUGGCUUGGUCAUCAUCUUAAGGCGUGGUUCUCUGAGACAGAGAGCAAAGACCUUUGAGUUAAGCUUUCUUUAUAAGAAGGAUGUUGAUCAUGGUCUCCUUGGAGACCGCUAAUCACAGUGGGGACCAUACCCUACUUGCUUUUCCUUGGGUCACUAAGGUGGGAGAGUAGGUGCAAGUUAGUCUGAUCCUUACUUAGUAUUAGGAAAUUAGGGAUUACAUCUGUCAUUAACUUGUA
Molecule: messenger RNA, 1954 nt
Organism: Mandrillus leucophaeus (drill)
Lineage: Eukaryota; Metazoa; Chordata; Mammalia; Primates; Cercopithecidae
Gene: ZNF852
Product: zinc finger protein 852
Exons: 4
Coding region: 146-1738 (530 amino acids)
Biological process (GO): regulation of DNA-templated transcription
Cellular component (GO): nucleus
Source: RefSeq, a predicted model, not a curated record